GCGAAGCUUCGAGACGCAGGCAAAAACUGCAAAAUCUUCCAACAGAAGGUUGAUGCUCUGUUUGAGUCUGUCGCGAAUUACCGGAGACGACGAGAUACGGCCAUCGAGGAGGUGGGCAUCAAAAGAAGCCAGCUGGCCAAGACGGAGGAGAAGAUCGCCCGACUUGUGCGGCGGAUCAAAGCACUAGAGUCAGACAAAGUUCAUAAGGAGGAGUUGGCAUCGCACCUGGAACGCCAGCUAGGAGUGGUGAAUGGUGAAUUCCGGGAUCUCGUCAGCGACCUGCGAGAAUCGACACGAAAGGCUUUGGGAGGUAUCAAAGCGGCUAGAUCUAGGUAUACUACGGCCACUCUGGCAAUGGAGCGGGGAUAUGACUGUGGGGUUGGGUCCAC
This is a messenger RNA of Perkinsus marinus ATCC 50983, 389 nucleotides long. RefSeq lists its product as hypothetical. The record is from RefSeq and is a predicted model, not a curated record. Lineage: Eukaryota; Perkinsozoa; Perkinsida; Perkinsidae. The annotation marks the transcript as partial. The transcript has a single exon.